Molecule: messenger RNA, 1380 nt
Organism: Agelaius phoeniceus (red-winged blackbird)
Lineage: Eukaryota; Metazoa; Chordata; Aves; Passeriformes; Icteridae
Source: RefSeq, a predicted model, not a curated record
AUUCUACGUCUGGUCGCCUGGAUAACAUCACCCAGGUGAUGAGCAUCCACACUCAGUACCUGGAGUCUUUCCUCCGCAGCCAGUUCUACAUGCUGCGCAUGGAUGGGCCCCUUCCUUUGCCCUACAGGCACUACAUUGCUAUCAUGGCUGCUGCCAGACAUCAGUGUUCCUACCUAAUAAAUAUGCACGUUGAUGAGUUUCUGAAGACUGGUGGGAUUGCAGAGUGGUUGAAUGGUUUAGAAUACAUUCCCCAAAGACUGAAAAACCUGAACGAAAUAAACAAACUUCUUGCACACCGGCCCUGGCUGAUCACAAAAGAGCACAUCCAGAAACUUGUCAAGACUGGGGAAAAUAAUUGGUCUCUUCCUGAACUGGUUCAUGCUGUUGUCCUGUUGGCCCAUUAUCAUGCCUUGGCAAGUUUUGUGUUUGGUAGUGGCAUUAAUCCAGAGAGAGAUCCGGAUACAUCCAAUGGAGUCAGACUUAUAGCAGUCAACAACUUCUGUGUUUGUGAUCUUGCCAAUGACAACAACAUAGAAAAUGCAUCCCUCACAAGUAGCAACUUCGGGAUUGCAGAUUCUUUAAGUGAGUUGGAGGCCCUGAUGGAAAGGAUGAAGAGACUACAGGAAGAUAAAGAGGAUGAAGAAGCCUCUCAGGAGGAAAUGGCAACUCGCUUUGAGAAGGAGAAGAAGGAGAGUCUGCUAGUAAUUAGUGGAGUAAUGUUUCAUAGUCUAUUUCCUCAUAGUAGAACAUUUGAUGAUGAAAUAGUUUCUACAGAUGUCUCCCGUUAUGUUGAAGAUCCUGGGUUUGGGUACAAAGACUUUGCAAGGCGAGGAGAAGACCAUCUGCCAACAUUCAGAGCUCAGGACUAUACUUGGGAAAAUCAUGGCUUUUCCCUUGUAAACAGGCUUUAUUCUGAUAUUGGGCAUCUCCUGGAUGAGAAGUUUCGGAUGGUGUAUAACCUCACAUACAACACUAUGGCAACACAUGAAGAUGUUGAUACAACUACACUAAGAAGAGCUUUAUUUAACUAUGUCCACUGUAUGUAUGGAAUCAGGUAUGAUGACUACGAUUAUGGAGAAGUGAAUCAGCUACUUGAACGCAGCCUGAAGGUUUACAUAAAGACAGUGACCUGCUACCCAGAGAGAACCACCAAGCGCAUGUACGACAGCUACUGGCGCCAGUUCAAGCACUCAGAGAAGGUUCAUGUCAAUCUACUUCUGAUGGAAGCUCGGAUGCAAGCCGAACUUCUGUAUGCCCUUCGUGCCAUAACUCGUCACUUAACCUGAAGCACUCGCUGGCCAGGAGUACAGGGGCUUUUACUGAGUAUGUAAAGACCUUUCAAAAUAUCUACACACCAGAAGCUGUUUGUGAUGUAGCAUC